AUGGAAUUACUACCUGAAGGUCAAAAGAAUAAUACAAAUGUUACCUUUGAAGAUCAACAGAAGAUUAACCAAUUUUCCAAGCUUAUAAUGAGGAAAGAUGCUAUAGAACAAGAGUUGAACAUACAACGACAGGAAAAGGAAUAUUCUGAUGACGUUUCACUAGAACUUGAACUAAUCGAUGAAGAUGAACCGGUGCAGUACAAAGUUGGUGUGAUUUUCCUACAUUUGAAACAAAAAGAAGCUGUCGAGCAAUUAGAGAAAGAUAUGGAAUCUACACAGGGUAGAAUCGAUGAAUUGGAAAGCGAACAAGACGGUUUAGAUGCUCAACUAAAAGAACUGAAAAGCAUUCUUUAUGCCAAAUUUGGUGACAACAUCAAUUUAGAACGUUGA
Messenger RNA from Zygosaccharomyces rouxii, 390 nucleotides. RefSeq names its product tubulin-binding prefolding complex subunit GIM3 (gene GIM3). NCBI's taxonomy places the organism in Eukaryota, Fungi, Ascomycota, Saccharomycetes, Saccharomycetales, Saccharomycetaceae. Gene Ontology annotation, cellular component: cytoplasm; prefoldin complex. The coding region runs from base 1 to 390 and encodes 129 amino acids. The record is from RefSeq and is a predicted model, not a curated record. The transcript has a single exon. Gene Ontology annotation, biological process: protein folding.